GGCAAAAAUAAGGCGGCGUCACCGGUCACCGUGGAUCAUGGAAACGUGGCUGUUGACACAACAGGCUGACGAACUGGCAUGCGUGCAUGCUCAUGCUCCAGCUGCAGCGUGGCGCCGGCGAGCGAUCGUCCUCAUGCCUAGGUUUAUGAGUCAGGUCUGCGCUCUAUCAUACACAAGCUCAAUUCGAGUCAUAGUCCUCAUGUGCGUUGUCCCAAUGUGGUGCAUUGCAAUGCUUCGUUGGCAGCCGGAACUAAUCUGAGUCGUCAUUGAGGCCAUCGCGCACAUGAUCAACGCACGCAGUUCAUGCCAUUGAUCGCUGCUCGAACCGAACUGACACGUCAGGCUUCAGUCAGCGACGCCUUUUGCCAAUCCUUUGCCGGGCGACACUGACGGGCAGUGAUAUCACGCGAAGGGCACUACGUGCUGAGUGCUACUUGCAACAGUAUGCGCCACAAGACCAUGCGUCAAGCUGCCCAGAUCGUGCACAUAUGCUCAUACUAUGCCUCUUGCACCUUUGAUCGCGUAUGUAAUCCGCUAUGUACAUCCUGUUUGAUCCGGACUGCAAAUGUUCGAGUCUGAUGUUGAAGUCGAGACUCGUCGCAUUGGCACGCAUCUGCAUUUGCUCUACUGUACAGACGAC
Mixia osmundae IAM 14324 is the source of this 640-nucleotide messenger RNA. RefSeq lists its product as uncharacterized. Lineage: Eukaryota; Fungi; Basidiomycota; Mixiomycetes; Mixiales; Mixiaceae. Bases 38 to 259 code for a protein of 73 amino acids. The transcript has 2 exons. The record is from RefSeq and is a predicted model, not a curated record.